Protopolystoma xenopodis is the source of this 399-nucleotide messenger RNA. The record is from the annotation of a GenBank genome assembly. Lineage: Eukaryota; Metazoa; Platyhelminthes; Monogenea; Polystomatidea; Polystomatidae.
AUGAUGCCAAAAGGUAUCAACCGGAAGAGCCAGACGACAAUUCGUCAAGAGGAGUCGGCCAUCUUGACACAACACAAAAGUAAAAAAUGGAAAUUCACACUUUUCAGGCAAUUCAACAAAGCUGGAGAUGCGCCCCGGCUUGUUGAAGUUGAGUUCCUCCAUUCAAAUCAGACAUUGCAACAAUGCAUUGUUGUCAUGGCCUCCGGAAAUCAUUUUCCUCAGGCAAAGCUUCUAAACGGGAAUUGUGUCCUCGCUGGUCGACCCGUCUGUCUGCUCAGCCCCAUUCGGUUAGUUCGAGUCCCGCAGUGGCUGCUGAUGCGACUCUCAAAUGCAGUCCGAUUAAGCCUUCAGUACGCCUCACUCGAUCGUGGCCAGAUUAGAGUUCAUUUUGGUUGCUAG